CUUUUCUGCUGAUCCCAACACAAACCAACACAUUAUCACAAAUCGCAAAAUCGCAACCAUGUCCGACUUCCCCACCUAUACCAAGCCAUUCAACAAGAAUGCGUACCGCAGCGCUGCUGCUUACAAGUCGCAUCUUGAGAGUCAGCGCAUGAAAGCAUCACCCAUUUCUCACCAAGCGCCCCGUACAAUCACCCGUCCAACCCCCCGUCCAACCCUCCGUACAGUCCCCCGAUACAGGGCCCCGCGCGCACUGGCAUCGCCCAAGUUGAUGACAGAUGAGGAAGUCAGAGCUUGGUUCAGGGAAGCCGAGGAAGAGUAUGAAGCCAAGAAGAAGGCCGGCUACUACGACGACUACGUCCCGGCCGCUGGACCCAGCCGCGCCGUCCUAGCCAACACCACCAAUUCGCUGCCGAAAAGGAAGACCGGGUUGGAGAAUUCCAUGCACGCGCCCAAGAAACAGUCGAUCACCUCGACCCCAGCCUUCGCGGCUGUGGCGAUCCGUCGCUGAGGGGAGGGUGAAAUUCUGGACCUCGGUUUCCACGGAGG
Messenger RNA from Neurospora tetraspora, 546 nucleotides. RefSeq lists its product as uncharacterized. Lineage: Eukaryota; Fungi; Ascomycota; Sordariomycetes; Sordariales; Sordariaceae. Bases 59 to 508 code for a protein of 149 amino acids. The transcript has 2 exons. The record is from RefSeq and is a predicted model, not a curated record.